Molecule: messenger RNA, 612 nt
Organism: Stylonychia lemnae
Lineage: Eukaryota; Ciliophora; Spirotrichea; Sporadotrichida; Oxytrichidae
Source: the annotation of a GenBank genome assembly
AUGUAAUCGGCUCAAUUUAUUAUGCCUAGAAGCUUUCUAUUAGGAUUCCUGACGAUUUACUCGAUUUCUCAGUACCUACUCCACUUAGUGUUCACAUUUCUUCCAAUUAGCUUCCAAGAUACUUAUUUGAACUUUGGAUUGCUGGCGGUUAGCUACUUCAUUAUCAAAGAGCUGAGAGAAAAAAGAUCCAGAGAAGUAGAGACAUUUGAGAUGCAAUAUCUAUCAGGAAAUGAGUGCAAUUUAAGCCUGUUGUUAAUAACUCUUGGAGGAUCUAUGUUAGCUAUGCUCUACUAAAUGAGUUUGGGCUAUGUUCUAGGAAAUGCUGGACUGCUAGGACUUUCAAGAUAUGCAGCUCUUGUCAUGGGUUCAUACUUUGGAUAUUGUUUAAAUGAAACGUAACUAGCUUAAUAUAGCAGCAUUUCCACCAAUCAAAGACUGUCACAAAUUAUCAUUACUUUCAUCGGUUAGAUCAUGUUGGCUUGCACUUUUAGCCAAUAUACCCUAGCUUUAUUAGCAAUUUACUACUCUACUGGUUUGACAAUCAAUUAUUUGAAGGAGAAGCAAGAUAUUUUAACUGAGAUUGAUCAUAUGUACUACUACAAACUUAUAUGA